CUGACCGCAUUAUGACCUACUUCCCUUUCUCCUUUUUCUUUUAUUUUUUCUUUUCUACCUUCUCGCAGCAGUCAGCUUAUAUAGGAGGAAAUUACUUCUGGGAGCCUCUUAUUGAAGAUACAGACCUCUCUUCUAUCUUCAUCCUUGUUAAUUAAUGUUACUUGCAAAAAUGGAGUACAAAUGGUCUUUGAUAAUAUUGGCAUUUGUAGUAGUGCCUGUGAAUUGUAACUAUUCUUCACUGGAGAAAUGUUAUCACUGCCCUACCAAUCCAGAGGCUUCAACCCAAGGCCGUCAUUUGGAGGGGAUGUCAGGUACCAAACAAUGCUGUAAAGGGGAAGUUCAUGAGUACUUCAAGAGCACCCAUUAUAAGAAAACCAUCUCAAAAGGUAACUCGGUUGAGGUCCAAGAAAGCAGCUCCCACGAGGAGUACCACUCAUUUAUCUCUGCCUGUGCUCACUACCAGCCCUAUGGCUUUGGUAAUACCUACAUCAACGGGAACUUCUUUGGAGACAUGGAAGUCGCAGCUUUUCUUGCCCAUCUUGACAGCACAAUUUACUGUGGAAAUCAAGUGGCCACCAUGGAACAAUUAGCCCAGGGUUCAUGCUACAAUAACGAAAUGAAUUUCAACUUGAAUUACUGUGAUGAACACUACACAAAUAUUUAUCCUUGUGCACCUGGAGUUGCAUACUAUGGUCGAGGUUUUCUACCUAUUUAUUGGAACUACAAUUAUGGAAAAGCAAGUAAAGAUUUGAAUGUUGAUUUGUUGAGCCAUCCAGAAUAUAUUGACCAAAAUACGACCUUGGCCUUCCAAGUUUCACUUUGGAGGUGGAUGACACCAAUUAAGGAGAACCAGCCUUCAGCACACAAUGUCUUUAUUGGUUACUUGGAACCCACCAAGAAUGACACUUCAACCAAUGGAGUUUCUGGUUUUGGUGCCACCAUGAAGGUACUUUACGGAGAUCUUGUUUGUGGUCAAGAUGAUAAUGAGUCCAUGAAUAACAUCAUCUCUAAUUACCUACAUUACCUUGAUACAAUGGGUGUUGCUCAAGAAGAAGCAAGAUCUUAUGAAGUGCUUAGUUGUGCUAAGCAGAUUGCUUCCAAUCCACCAUUUUCCUCGUAUCCUUAAGCUUUGUUUGGUGUUUAUGAAUUAUUUUGUAUGGACCAUAUCUAAACUUUUCUAUGUUUUUAUAAUUAGUAUGUAACUCGCACCAUGUAAGGACACUUUUUCUUUUUCUUUUUUCUUUUUGUUAAAGAAAAUAAUUGAGAAGAAAAUAGCAGUUAAGCAAAA
Quercus lobata is the source of this 1288-nucleotide messenger RNA. Its product is annotated as chitinase-like protein 1. Bases 155 to 1126 code for a protein of 323 amino acids. Gene Ontology annotation, molecular function: chitinase activity. The record is from RefSeq and is a predicted model, not a curated record. The transcript is spliced from 3 exons. NCBI's taxonomy places the organism in Eukaryota, Viridiplantae, Streptophyta, Magnoliopsida, Fagales, Fagaceae. Gene Ontology annotation, biological process: carbohydrate metabolic process; cell wall macromolecule catabolic process; chitin catabolic process.